ACAGUGCGCGCAGUUUUAUCGUGACGUCAGAGGGUGCUUCCUCAGUGGCGCCCCCUGGCGGGGAACGCGUGCAAAAAGUCCAGCUCUUAGGCAUGUCCAGAUCGUGGCUUAGUUGUUUACUUGUAAAAUUUCACAUAAUUAGUACCCGCAUUAAUUUCGUUGGGCCAAUUUUUAGCUCUACAACCUGGUAUUAUGUGCGGGAUUCGUUUCAUACUCCUUACGGAUGCAUCUGUGGAUGCCUUUGUGAGUGAACUUCUGGAGAGACGUGGGCCCGACUAUCAGGCCUGCCACUCAGGAUGGCUGUGUGGGCAACUGAAGUUUCUGGCACAUGGGUAUGUGCUAUGGAUGAGAGGGGAUGAUGCAACUCGUCAGCCAGCUGUCAACGAGAGUGGUGACCUGCUCCUGUGGAAUGGGAACAUCUUUGAUGGAGUCAAGGUUCCUGAUGGUGUUUCUGACACCAGUCACCUGGCGGCUCUGCUGUCCGGUGCCUCAGAGUCUGCGGUGGUAUCCACUCUGAGCUCAGUGUGCGGCCCGUGGGCGGUAGUGCUCUGGCAGUCGGCAGAGCGCCGGCUCUGGCUCGGCCGCGACCCGCUCGGCCGGCGCAGCCUCCUGUGGAACGGCUCCCCCGGCCGGCUGAACCCCGCCUCCGUAACGCUGACCUCGGUCGGUGGCCGGCACCGCGCCGACCUCACCGAGGUGCCGUGUCUGGGCCUGUUCUCCGUCCACAUCCCACCUGACUGCGAGUCGAUCGCCGACCUCCGGCUGCGGCUGCACCCCUGGAGUCACGUGACGGUCCCGGACGCGUGGCGGCCGUCUGUGGCGCCCGGCCCGCCGCUGGAGAGCCCCGCCGUGAUGACUGUCAACCCAGCGGUGCCAGAUGAUGAACUCAGAACACUUCUCGACGCUGGUGGAGGCCUGGAAGAGGCGGAGCGUCUGCCUGGCAUGGCGGCCGCCAUGGAGCGGUUCGAGGCGGCCAUGUUGGCGGCGGUGAGGCGCCGGGUGGGGAACAUGCCGCCAGUAUGUGCCAGCUGUCUGCAGUCCGCUGCCGCCGCGGGAAGCCGCCCCGCAGCCUGCCCCCACCCACGUCUGGCGGUGCUCUUCUCUGGCGGCGUGGACUCGAUGUUAGUUGCGGCGAUGGCCGAUAGAUGUCUCCCCGAUGACCAGCCCGUGGAUCUUCUCAAUGUGGCGUUUGAACGGCCGAAACAGGCACAAACACCGAGCAAAGAGGGGAGAAGUAGAAAAGCUGGCCGUGGCCGGCCGACUGUCUCAGGGACGACAGAGACGGAGGCAGAGACGCCGUCCGAGUAUGACGUGCCCGACCGAGUGACGGGACGGGACGGAUGGCGGGAGCUGCAGACGAUCAACCCGCGACGACGGUGGAACUUUGUUGAGGUGAAUGUGACCGCCGCGGAGCUGUCUCGGUGGCGGGCGGCGCGGGUCCGCCAUCUCAUCAGUCCCCUGCAGACCGUGCUGGACGACAGUAUCGGCUGCGCGGUGUGGUUCGCUGCCAGAGGUGCCGGAGUACUGGCCGGGGACGGGCCCGGCCGCCGGCCGUACCAGACGCAGGCCAGAGUGGUGCUGGUGGGUAUGGGCGCCGACGAGCAGCUGGCCGGGUACGGGCGGCACCGCUCAGCCUUCCGAGACCGCUCCUGGCCUGGUCUGGUGGCAGAGAUUCAGACUCAGCUGCUUGCCAUCUGCGAGAGGAACCUCGGCAGGGACGACAGGGUCAUCAGCGACCACGGCAGGGAGGCGAGGUUUCCGUUCCUGGACGAGUCGGUGGUCAGUCUGCUCAGCUCCCUGCCCAUCUGGCUGAAGGCGCAGCCGGGGCCCGGCUGGAGCGGCUGCGACAAACUGCCCAUCCGCCUACUGACCGCCCGCUGCGGGGCCCCGGCCGCCGCGCGGCGCACCAAGCGCGCCAUCCAGUUCGGCAGCCGCAUCGCCAAGCUGGAGAGCAGGACGGAGAAGGCGGCCGACGUGUGCGACAGGCUGAUGGAGGCGCCGGCGGACGGCGGAGACGGGACAGUACGGUCGGAGCGGGUGACAGUCGAGUCACACGGCGGUGAGAUCCCAAACCAUCCCACGCUUGCGGUAGUUGAGAAGUUCCUAGACCACACAGAUCUCGCCAAACUAUCUCUAUCCGAACCCGGUGGCUGUGAUUCCAAUAGUACGGGGAAACCUCUCCCUGUGACGCAUGUCACGAUCAUACAGAACAGAAAUGACGGCAUGUUGUAGUGUUUUGAUUGCAUGCUGUGCCUUCCGAUCAUGUUGUUAUACGCUUAUUUCAUACAUCAUUUACGUGCUCAAUAUAACAUGUUUUUGUGGUA
Messenger RNA from Amphibalanus amphitrite, 2324 nucleotides. Its product is annotated as asparagine synthetase domain-containing protein 1-like. Lineage: Eukaryota; Metazoa; Arthropoda; Thecostraca; Balanomorpha; Balanidae. Gene Ontology annotation, molecular function: asparagine synthase (glutamine-hydrolyzing) activity. The transcript is spliced from 6 exons. The record is from RefSeq and is a predicted model, not a curated record. The coding region runs from base 193 to 2232 and encodes 679 amino acids.